This is a messenger RNA of Catharus ustulatus (Swainson's thrush), 4743 nucleotides long. RefSeq names its product RFT1 homolog (gene RFT1). Lineage: Eukaryota; Metazoa; Chordata; Aves; Passeriformes; Turdidae. The record is from RefSeq and is a predicted model, not a curated record. The transcript has 13 exons. The coding region runs from base 23 to 1642 and encodes 539 amino acids. Gene Ontology annotation, cellular component: endoplasmic reticulum membrane. Gene Ontology annotation, biological process: dolichol-linked oligosaccharide biosynthetic process; glycolipid translocation.
UCCUGGCGGCGGGAGCGGGGCGAUGGCGGCGCAGGACGUGCUGGGCCAGACCGCCCGGCUGGCCUCGUCCAGCGCCCUGCUGCAGGUGCUGUUCCGGGUGGUCACGUUCGGGCUGAACGCCUUCACCCUGCGCUACCUGUCCCGGGAGCUCAUCGGCGUGGUCAAUGUCAGGCUGACUCUGCUGUACUCAACAGUUGGCUUCCUUGCCAGGGAGGCGUUUCGCAGAGCUUGUUUGAGUGGAAGUGCCAAGAGAAACUGGACCAAAACAAUUAAUCUCUUGUGGCUGACAGUCCCUCUUGGUGUCUUUUGGUCUCUUAUCUUGGGCCUAGUGUGGCUGUACUUGCUUGAAGUACCCGACCCUUCUGUGGUUCCUCACUAUCAGGCUGGUGUAGUGGCAUUUGGUCUUUCUGCCAUUAUUGAACUGCUGGGAGAGCCAUUCUGGGUUUUAGCACAAGCUCAUUUGUUUGUGAGACUGAAGGUGAUUGCUGAAAGCCUUUCAGUAGUGUCAAAAUGCAUUUUGACGGUUACUUUAGUAAUCCUUUAUCCUCACUGGGGCCUUUACAUUUUUUCCUUAGCUCAGCUUUUAUAUGUCAGUGUUCUGGUAGCGUGCUAUGUAAUUUAUUUUGUGAUGUUUUUGGGAUCUCCUGAAGCAACUAAGAAGUCAUUUCCAGUUGCUAGAAUGAAAGCUCUAUUACCUAGCUUCAUAGAAGAUGAGACCUUUGUGAACUGGAAGGAAGCACGCUUGACUUGGAGUUUCUUCAAACAAUCCUUCUUGAAACAGAUUUUGACAGAGGGUGAACGAUAUAUGAUGACUUUUUUGAAUGUGUUAAAUUUUGGAGAUCAGGGUGUAUAUGAUAUUGUGAAUAACCUUGGUUCACUGGUGGCCAGGUUUAUCUUUUUGCCUAUUGAGGAGAGCUUUUAUGUAUUUUUUGCUAAAGUGCUGGAAAGAGGGAAGACUGUAAAGGAUCAGAAACAGGAUGAUGUUGCUAUGGCUGCAAACGUAUUGGAAUUGCUGCUGAAAUUUGUGCUCCUGAUUGGCCUCACCAUCACUGUUUUUGGCUAUGCCUAUUCUCAACUGGCUCUGGAUAUUUAUGGAGGCUCAAUGCUCAGUUCUGGAACAGGUCCAGAUCUCCUCCGGUGUUACUCGUUGUAUGUCCUGUUUCUUGCUGUCAAUGGAGUAACAGAAUGUUUUACAUUUGCCUUAAUGUGCAAAGAAGAAGUGGACAGGUACAAUUUUGUUAUGCUGGCCUUGUCUUUCAUAUUCCUGUGCAUCUCUUAUUUCCUGACCCACUGGUAUGGCAGUGUGGGCUUUAUCCUUGCCAACUGCUUCAACAUGGGCAUCAGGAUAGCUCACAGCACCCACUACAUCUAUCACUACUUCAGAGAAAGCACCCACAGACCCCUGAUGGGCCUGCUGCCCUCCCCAGCCCUGCUGCUGGUUUACUUCAUCAGUGCAGUGCUCACUGCUUUCUCAGAGGUGUUGUUCUGCUGUGACAAGGGCUGGAUGGCCAGGCUGAUCCACAUCAGCAUAGGUGCCCUGUGCCUUGCAGCAUCCCUCGUUACGAUGUUCUGCACAGAGACCAAGCUCAUCCACUUUGUCAGGAGCCAGUUCCUCUCCCGCUAUUUGAAGAAAGGAACAUGACCUGCUCCUGUGCAGAACAGUUCUUGUAUGUGCUUGCAGUAAAGGGCUGUGAUUUUUCCAUGAGAUCUGUAUGGAGAAAACAUUUCCACGUGUGUUUGGAAGGAUUGAUAAGGGAGUGCAAGGUUGACAAUCAUCACAUUAAUAUUAUUUUGUCUUCCGAACUGGUCAGUACAGAAAAAGAGAGGCGAAUGAUUUUCUCUUUCUGCAUCAUUCUUUUCUAAGCUUUUCUUCAAACAGCCUCUGAAGAUCUAAGCUGCACCCCCUGACAUAACCUUCUUGACAGACUGCAUGUAGAGAGCUCCCCUUCCUGCCACUGGGAAGUGUAGGAAGGUCGGAUGUGGUUUAAAGGGCUCUUAUUUGGCAUGGGUGCUGCUUAACUGGGGAGAAAAUGGUCAGGGAAAAAAACCCCAAAACCAACCACAAUAAUAAAUGCCAUAAAGCUGAGGAGAGCCCUAGAGCAAGGACCAAACCAGAGUGUUGUGGAGCAGAGCACAGUGUGGUGCAGAGGGAUUGAGCUGUCACUGUUUGAAGUGCAAAGUGGGGAACAGAAAAUCCUGACGUUUACAAGUAAAUUAAUGGCAUACACAGCAUGUGUCCCUGCUGGCUCUGGGAGAUUAUUUCAUUCAGCAGAUCCUUCAUGUCUGAGGGCAUUGAUUAACUUGUCAGAAAUACUCUGAAGCUUUAGCUGGAAGAGGUUUUGGGCAUUGUCUGCAGAAGGUGUCGAGUACAAUCACUGAUGGUGUGGUUCAUAAGAUUACUCAUAAAACUUCUUACUUUCAUUCCAUUGUUUUUUGGGCUUGUCUGAGAUUUUAAAUGCCAGCAUGAACAAAUUUGUCUCAAUAAAAAUUAUUUUUCUCUGUGCAAUUGAAUGUUAAAUAUAUUUAAUAAGAUUUUUUAAAAGGAAUUAUGCAUAUUGAAGAUUUCUUUAUUGGAUGGUAAAUACUUAUUUUGUUCCAAUGUUUUCCUUGUAUUGUGUUUCUUUACUUGUUCAGUCUCAGCCUCCAGAUUGUUGGGUUUUUUUUUUAGUUGUUGAAAAUUUGGACAUUCAGAAGUUGUACAAUUCCAUGUAAAUCUGCUGGUUUAGGUGUGCUAAUGGCAUAUUGUAUUGCUAGUCUAAGAUCUGAACUGGGCAGUUUCAGAAUGUACAAGUAGCAGGUUUAUAAUGAUCAGUGUUCCCUUUGCAGUGUUUGGAUGGACCAAAAAAUGUCAAGGGAUGAAAAAUGUGUGCUCAGACAUAUGCAGUUGAAAACUUUUAGUUUAAUUGUGUAGCAGCUCUGCAGAUCCUCAGACUGCUUAAAAAAAAUCUCUCUGCAAUGGCAUUGUGGAGUUCAUUCUGGUGACCUCAGUGCCCAGGCUGAAAUGCUUUCUAGUGUCAGGGCCUGCAGCUUGUAGUUAGAAAUAUUUUCUAAACUCUGGUAAUUCCCACUAGGAAAACAUUGCCAAAGAUACUUUAUAUGAGAAUUUGGUGAUUGAAAAAUUAUCACAGGGAAGCCAAAAUGUGACAGUGAAGGGAAAGGAGCCUUGCACAGCCAAGGGCCAUUGUCUUCCUUGCCUGGCUAGAAAGAAUAGAUAUGGACUUGCUGAUUCUUCUUAUGCUGCUUUGAAAUCUGUCAAAACCAACUCUGUCAUUCUGUCCUCUUAAUUGAAUUCAGUAGUUCUUUGCCUUUUCAAUUUUUCUUUGCUGAGUGGUCCUACAGCUUUUUUACUCUUUUCUGUCAGGUGUGGAGUUAGUUAUGAAGUACAGCUUCAAAUAUUGCUGAGAGUUGAAACUUCUUUGUUAUGAAUAGUCAAUGCUUGUAACAGUUGCUUCUCCUUUACUUGUUUGUAGUACAGAAAAAUCAAGACAAUUGAAUCUGUGGACUGUGUUUUAGGGUCUAUCUUCUGUGUGUCUUUGGGAUCCUACUGUGGCAAUAUCUCAAUCUCUACAGUGAAUUUUUAUAACUCCUUUGUACAGCCCUGUACCUGAAGUGCUUUGGAGAUGGAAGAACUUCUCAUACCAGAUUGAAACUUGAAGUCAUUCUGCCUUGUCUGCUCUUACAGCUGUACACUGAUAUUCUGCUACUUGUAAUCUCGUAAGUAGGGAGAUGUGAGAUCUCCCUCUUCAAACAGUGACCUGUGUAGUGACAUAUGUUGUGACCUACAGCUGGCCUGGAGGCCUCACAGUUACAAAUAAUUCCAACUUUAUAACUGAAAUGUUAUUGAUGAUGAUACAAUUGUCUUACUUAUGUAACUUGACCAGUAAGGUUGGAGAGCAGGCCUGGGCCAUUGGGGAUUCAGGCUGCUAUUGGCUGGCUGGCCAUGUGGCAACUAGCCCAACCACUGAGGAUUGACCACAUGUGCCUCUGAUUUACAAAAAGAUGAGGUCUCAGUAACGUUGGCUGUUGUGCAUGAACCUUGGAGUGUGUGUUGCUUUCCUGCCUCUGACACGUGAUAAAUAUUAUUUCAUAUAAAUGCAGUGGAUUAAUUUAAAGACAAGUUACAUUUUUGUACCAAUUUGUGUUAUUUCAGAUUGGAAAUGUGGUUUGUCAUGUUUCAUGUCGGUGAAUCUCGUGUCUCGAAUACAUUUUUAUAUGAAUCAGGAGGACAUUUAAGGUGAUUUAAUGAUUGCUCAUUAGCAAAUGAAGGACACAUUCCUCAUUUAAACAUCUGUUAGCAGCUCAGUGAGGGUUGACUGGUGUUUGUGAUGCAGGAUGUUUUAUAUUUAAUGUUUUAUGUGGCAGGAAACUGCAAGAAGAGACAGGAAGUAGAGACCUAUGAAACUCUGCUGAUUUCUUAUUUAUCAGUGGCAUCCUUAAAGUCAUAGCUCUUAACUGCUUUAUUGCUAAAGCAGCAAACUCUCAAACUCAGGGACAAAGCUGAGAUUGAACUUGACCAUGUUUCCCUUUGCUUUCAGCCCUGUUCAUCUGUCACAGAUGUGUCAAAGGCACAACUGCCUAAAGUGACAGGAAGCUGUUUUGCAGUGUUCUGAAAUCUUUGAGUUAGAAAGGAAUGAAACAUUUUCUUUUGUGGAAAAGGUUAUGAUUUCAUGAUUGUGGUGCAUUUUUCUUAUUUGUUGGAUGAAUGAUUUUCAAGGUAACACUAAAUAAAGUUCAUUUCCUUUA